Plasmodium gonderi is the source of this 2394-nucleotide messenger RNA. RefSeq lists its product as hypothetical. The record is from RefSeq and is a predicted model, not a curated record. The transcript has a single exon. Bases 1 to 2394 code for a protein of 797 amino acids. Lineage: Eukaryota; Apicomplexa; Aconoidasida; Haemosporida; Plasmodiidae.
AUGGAAAACAGGGAAUGCGAAAUAAGAAUUUUGAAUGGUACGAGUUGUGCAUUUUAUAGAUAUAUGCAUUCAGUGAAACAUGGUAUCUGGUUGGUUACUCCUCCAGAAUGCUUAAAGAGCAAAGGAGAAGAAAAAUGCAUAGCUAAAUUUACUAAAACGAUGGGUAAUUUUUACGGAAUUUUACAAUACUGUGUGGUGAUUAAUAACGAAGAUUAUAUUUUAAAUGCUAGAUUUGAUAUUCCUCUAUUGGGUGAUAACACAGCAUCAGCCGUCUUAGGAAUGAACAUAAAAAAUGAUACGACACAAAUGCUAUCACCACAGAACUAUUUCAUAAUAAAACAUAGUUUUGACAACACAUAUAAUAGUAAAUUUUACAUAAGCAUUUUAGAAACAGAUGAAGGGAAGAGAUUCAUUGAAUAUCAUAAGAAAAAAUUAAAAAAAGGUUUAUUGAGAAUUUUAAAUAUAAGAACUAUAGAAGAAAAAGAGAAAUUAAGAUAUGAAAGGUGUAUGAAUGAGUCAAUUAAAAAAAAUGAAAUUAGAUAUAAUUAUAAUAACGAGGAUAAUACGUUACAAAAUGGUAGAAUGACAUAUAGUUCUUAUCGAAAUGAAGACUUAAUGGAAAUACUACCAUUAAGUUUUAUAAUAAAUAUUAAAAAUUAUGAAUGGAAAAAAAGAUUACGAAAAGCUCACAAAUCUUUAUACAUUUUGAUUAUAAAUUUUACAAGACAAACUUUAUCUCUAUCUGAUAGCAAAGGAGUGAAGUCCUCUGUUUUGACAGAGGGGAAUUGGGUAGAACUACCAAGUGAAAAAAUUUCUUCUAUGCGUUGCAGUGAAUUUGGAUGUAAUAGUGAUGGGAUGUUUUCAAGCAUCAACGGAUUUUGUAAAUACAACUUUAUGAAUGAGCCAUGUUAUUUAAACAUUUUUUGGGAUAUCAAUAGUGUAAAUUCCAAGAUAAAAUGUAAUAUAAAAAAUACUACGAAAUAUACUAUAAUUAAAAACGUAGAAAUAUUUAAUGAAUGUACAGCUGUGUUUCACAUUUUGGAAUAUUAUUAUUAUCCUCCAAUAAAAAUACUAGAAUGUAGAGCUUUAACUAAUAAUAUUAUUAACAAGUAUGGUAUCACGAAGGACAAUAUUGAUACCAAUUUGAAUGUUAUAUAUCAGUGUAGUAUCAAUGUGAUUCGUCAAUUUUGUCAGUAUCUUCAGAAUAAUGCAUCAAAUGAGAAUAAUUUGAACGAAGAUUUAGUCAACCCGAGUGACUUCAAAAUGAUGUAUGAUGAUGUGUAUGAUUGUAAUGAUGACGAAUGGAGAAAUCAAAAAGAUUUUUUCAAGAUGGGAAAUUUUGAAAACCUUUCUCCUUCUCACGUUUCCAAUUUUUCCAAAAUAAAAAGUUCCCUAUCCCUAUACUCCAAUGCUGUAGAAGAAAUGAUAAAUAAGUCCCAUCAUAUGGAUAAAGCACAAAUAACGGAUGAUAUAAUAAGUCUAAAAAAUAAUAAGAAAAUUUAUAGCACAGAUAAUAGUACUAGUAGUAUUAAUUAUUUAAAGCAUGAAGAUUUUAGAAGAAAUGUAAUACAAGAUAAAAACUUUCAUUUAUUAAAAAAAAGAAAUGUUACUUCGAAUAGUUUGUACAUAAAUAAGACAUAUACAUUUACAAAUAUUAAUAUCACAGCAGCUCGUGAUUUUUUCUGUUGUAUGCAUGGAAAUAAUUAUUCGAAUAACAUUCCCAUAAAUUCUUAUUUAUACAUCUCAUGGAAUAUUGGAAAUAUAAUUUAUAGAAAUUUAUAUAACUCUAGUGAAAAUAUAAUAAUUAAUGCCCAUAGUUUGUUGAGUAGUCAUAACAUAAAUGAUGAUGUAAUACUUAAAUUAAGGAUUGAUGAAAACAAUAGAAGAAUCUACCCCUCUAGUUUAAUUCAUUCAUUGCUGAUGAAUAUCCAAAGUAACAUAUAUAUUAAUAAUGAAUAUAUUAUAUUAGAUAUUAUUUUAAACAUUUUCCAUAUUUUGUCAACACAUUUAUCACCCAUCAUAGAAAGAAUCCUAGACAUUGAAUAUGGAAAUAAAUGGCUAGUUGAUAGUAAAAUUCCCAAAAGUAACAUAUGGGAAAAAACCAAAGGAAAAAACGAAUUAGACAUUGAAGGAAUUAUUCAUAUAAUCACUACAUACUGGAUGGACGUUUUUGAAAAAAGAAUUAAAAAUAUAGAAAUCCUUGACAACUUGCAAAAAGCUUCUAUUUUUUGGGCUAAUCAAGAAAUAGAUCAAUUUGAUCAAGAAUUUGUUAAAAAAUUAAUUGAAAGUUCUUCCCUCCUUUUGAAAAAUUUUGGAGAUUAUAACACGGCCAAGAGUAUUGAAAAGUUGUACUAUAACAAGUAUUCCAUUUUUAAUGACAUCUGCGUGGAAUGA